Molecule: messenger RNA, 3345 nt
Organism: Durio zibethinus
Lineage: Eukaryota; Viridiplantae; Streptophyta; Magnoliopsida; Malvales; Malvaceae
Source: RefSeq, a predicted model, not a curated record
CAGGUAAAAACAAAGGGUGAGUCCGUAAUCUGCUCGUCUCUAUUGUCAGAAAAAUGGUUUUUGAAACUGGGUGGCUGUCAAUUUGAAUCGCAGCUAUGCAAUUAAUGAUCAGUUAGUGAUUCAAAUUUCUAUUUAAAGUUACAUUGUUGUCCGCGUUUGUUGGAAACAUUUUUUGUAACAUAAUACUUUAGAUUUUCUAGACAGCUGGAGACUUGGAAAAUGAACGGUGCUUAAAACUGUGGCCGUUCUCUGUUGGUUUUGGAACCAAUGAUCCAGGCUUCUUUACCAAUCGAACAAGCACAAUUUCUUUAAUAUUGAUUGCUUAGCUUGUGCACAAACUUCAGGUAAUCUGAGCGUCGUCUUGCUUUCUUUCGGACAUUUGAAAUCUCAAAUCAUCGUUAAAAGAGAAACAGAGGUUCAACUAAUGAAGGAAAGCACAGGCUACCUUCAUUUUCUCUUCACCAAAUGCAUUAAAAAUUUUGGAUAAAAACGUGAAGAUCAUAGUUGUCUGACUUCCAAAUUCUGGAGCCAAUCGCUCCCCUAGCCGCGGAGGCCACGACCCGUUAAAAACAACCACAAGGGUAGUUGAAAGCGAAACAUACCGGUCCCUGUUGGUUUUUGCUUUAUGAAUUCAGCUGGCGUCCACCAGACGAGACUUGAUCAACACAACGUUAAAGGACUUUGUCAUAAUAUUGAUUCUCCAUCCUUACCCUUUCUCUCUAUCCGAUUUUGUAGGUUGAAGGGAUGGAGAUUAUCCCAUCCAAAAGGGGAUUAUUUGGUCUUUAUGCAGUAAAUUGUACCAAAUAUAAUUAUUGCUAGGUGACAAUUUACUUAAGUUUCUUGAAAAGAGCCAUAACUUUCACCUCUCAUAAAACUUGCAACAUCAACCGUUCCUGGCACAAUAACUAUCAUUUUUUCCGGUUACUUCAUUGUUUCUCUCUUUGCAUUAUGCUAAGUUCCUGCAAACCUUGUUGGAUCUCUCUUUACAAGAGAGCUAAACAGUUUCUUCACGGCAACCGAUGCAAGAGAAGAAUACACCGCAGAUUGUCAUCAAGUUUUGAAUUGAUAACAUCAUCUUUUGGGGCCAUGGAGCUGUCUGGUCAGUUUAGACAAGUCUUCAAAGUCAUCGACGCAAAUGGGGAUGGAAAGAUAUCUUCUUUAGAGCUCAGUGAAGUGCUUUUGUGCCUUGGACAUGAAAAGUCUACAGCCUACAAAGCAGCUGAAGGAAUGAUCAGAGAAAUUGAUUUUAAUGGAGACGGUUUCAUCGACUUGGAUGAGUUUAUGCAUGCAGUUAAUACGGAUGGAGCAAUUUGUAGCAACAAUAGCGAGGAAGAUUAUCAUAUGGAUGCUUUUCUCAUCUUCGAUAGUGAUAAAAACGGGUUGAUUUCUGCCAAAGAGUUGCGUAAGGUUCUGGUUAGCCUUGGAUUCAGCAAGUGUAGUCUUCAAGAGUGCAAGCGCAUGAUCAAAGGUGUUGAUAAGGAUGGAGAUGGAUUUGUGGACUUCAAGGAAUUUCGAUCAAUGAUGACCGCCUGUACAAGUUGAAGAUGAGAAAAGUCGAUAGAGCUUCAUCUUGAAUAUUCUCCAGGUACUAGAAAUUCUUUCUAUUUGUAUUCUAUCUACAACCUUAUCAUAUCUAAAUGUAAUGAGUUGAAAGUAGAGCGAUGUAAUUUAGCUUUAGGCCUUGAUAGAAAUAUCUAGAACAAUUUGAAUUGCAGCCAGAUUGUACAAGCCGAUUGUGUGAGAUAUCGUCACAAAUGAUGCAGAAUUUACUGAAGUAGAAUCGUAAGUUCCAAGUUUAUAACAAAUUUUUGGAUUCUUCCUUCUGCCGGAAUCCAAGGUGUUCUGUUUUUCCUUUCUUUCUCUGGCACUCCACACCCACAUCUGCACCCAGACAAUGAUCACAGAAAGCUUGAUACAAUUAGUUGGGGGUAUGGCUCCUCCAUCAUUUGUCUAGUUGUAAUCACUUCGCCGCUUAGGAAAUCUUGUCAUUGGGUUAAGUAUUACUUAUAGUAAAGCCACAAGAGAUAGCAACUUUAUGACAAUCCCAAUAAUUAUUGACGCUAACGUUAACAAGAAAACAAAAAGAUGAGUUUUAAAUGUUUAACGUUUUCUAUUUCGUAAUUAUGAACACAUGCUUGAUUUUCAUUCGUCGACUUCGCCUGGCUAAGCUCAUGACCUGUUAGAUGUUAGAAGUUGGAAACGACUUUAUUAAUCAAUUUCAAUUUCAUAUCCAUGCCAAUUUAAAAGGCCAACUAGAUAUUUUUGCAUGAAUGUUGCUGUCUGAAUUUGGAGCUGAUCGCCUGAUUUAUUUAUGAUCCUACGCUGUUAGCCGGAUUUGAAACACUAAAACACAACAUACACCAGAGAUAUCCUUUGCUCAAGGGGACAUUUCCCCAAAAUGUCCCUAACAAACCAUUGGGCCUAGGGCCAGAUGCUCAAAAGGUCUUGAAGAAGCCAAUUGGGCUUGGUUGAACCUGAAGACGAGAGGGCUCCGAUAUUCUUGUCUCUACUGAGUAAUGAAUUUAUGGACUUAAAAAUUCUUUUCCAAGUUAAGGCCCAUUAUCAACUAGGCCUGGCCUUAAAGUCUAAAUGAAAACUUGAGUUAAACGAGGCAAAUUCUGGUACUUAAAUCCAACCUAAUUUCUUGGUUUGGUUUUCCUUAAUUAGCUCGAGAAGGACCCUGUUGUUAGAAACUUGAAAACUCCUUACUUCCACUCAGGCCAUUACACAAAAUUAGAACUAGCACGUUCUUAUUCAAGUACAGUUAUGCCUUUUGGUUGAGAAAAGGAAAUCUAUAAUCAAGUAAAUUUUUUAAUGCUUAACUAGUUAAGUACAUGCUUCAACUUUAGUAGUAUUAUUAUAUAUUUCUUUUAAAACAAUAAUGCCCUUGCAGACUUUGCUGAAGAGCCUGCCAAUAAAUCAUCCUAUACCCUUUAUUCUUUUCCAAAGCCAAUGUACAAUUAAUUUUGUUAACAGAAGAGUUUAUACUCUAUGGCACAUAUUUGAGACAUUUGGUUACUUUGAGAGAAUUAGGCAAAGCCCUUUGUUGGGUAGAUUUGCUUCCUUAUAAUUGCCAUCAUUUUCAUGACCAAGCUGUUCAAAACGAUAUUUUAAUGAGUUGUCGAAAAACAUGCACCAAACUGCACCUUUUUUUCCAGUGUUUUAGCAAUGGUCAUGUUGAACGCAAUCAUGAUGUUUUCUUUGCUCUUGUUAUAAUAUUCAGUUGGUUUUUAAACUUCCGUUAUUUAUUAACAUUUUAGAAUACAAAAGACAGCAGAAAAAGUAACUUAAAGUUAUCAUCAUAUUGUCCUUUGGAGACAAUUUCUUAGAAUAUCAUCCUUUUUU